Thalassophryne amazonica is the source of this 1638-nucleotide messenger RNA. RefSeq names its product Yip1 interacting factor homolog A (S. cerevisiae) (gene yif1a). Gene Ontology annotation, biological process: endoplasmic reticulum to Golgi vesicle-mediated transport. The record is from RefSeq and is a predicted model, not a curated record. Gene Ontology annotation, cellular component: COPII-coated ER to Golgi transport vesicle; endoplasmic reticulum-Golgi intermediate compartment; Golgi membrane. The transcript is spliced from 9 exons. Lineage: Eukaryota; Metazoa; Chordata; Actinopteri; Batrachoidiformes; Batrachoididae. Bases 126 to 1049 code for a protein of 307 amino acids.
UUGGUGCCACGCAGGCAUAGUGACGUCAUUAACCGCGGUGGUGGAUGGGAUCGGCCUGAACUCACGACAGCCACGUAGCUAGCUACCAACGUUAGCUGUGUUCGUUAACGUCAGAGCAGUUUACAAUGGAUUUGCCACUUCAUGGCUAUCGAGCAAGUAAACAAAGAGCUCGUGCAGCUCCCCCGCCUGGAGAUACUCUACUGUUUGAGGAUACCAGCGCUGCAGCACCGGGAAUGAACACACAGGGCUAUUACACUCCUGGCUACAACAUGCCAGGACCCUCAAAUGACAUGCAAGGAGGUGCUGGAGUGAAUUUAUUUACUGACCCAAUGGCCAAUGCUGCCAUGAUGUACGGUUCCUCCUUAGCCAACCAAGGAAAGGAUAUGGUAAACAAAGAGAUCAGCAGGUUCAUGUCCGUGAACAAGCUGAAGUACUUUUUUGCUGUCGACAGCAGAUAUGUACUGAAGAAACUUGUGCUUCUCAUGUUCCCUUAUACACAUCAGGACUGGGAAGUACGUUACCAUCGGGACACUCCAUUGACUCCAAGACAGGAUGUGAAUGCACCUGAUCUUUACAUACCAACAAUGGCUUUCAUUACAUACAUAUUACUUGCUGGAAUGGCUCUCGGCAUUCAAAAAAGGUUCAGUCCAGAGGUUCUUGGAUUGUGUGCCAGCACUGCCCUCGUGUGGCUCAUCAUUGAAGUCUUGGCCAUGUUGUUGAGUCUGUACCUGCUUACUGUACACAGUGACCUCUCCACCUUUGAUCUCAUCGCCUACAGUGGCUACAAAUAUGUCGGGAUGAUCUUCACAGUGCUGUGUGGCUUACUGUUUGGCAGUGAUGGUUACUUUGUGGCUCUUGCCUGGUCAUCUUGUGCCCUAAUGUUCUUCAUUGUUCGUUCCCUGAAAAUGAAGAUCCUUCCCUCUAUCUCUUCGGACUCCAUGGGAACAGGAUCAAGUGCCAGGCCUCAACUCCGCCUUUAUAUCACUGUGGCCGCUGCUGUCUUUCAGCCAGUUAUUAUAUAUUGGUUAACCUUUCACUUGGUCAGGUGACCAUGAGGCAUUUUAUAGCCUCAGGGCCAUGUCACCCCCCCAAAAUGCUUUUUGAGUGUCACUGUUUGUACACCUGCCUUUACACACAUUCUCUUCAGUGCGCUCAAAUAUGAAGUGCUGAACUGCGGCAUAUGUUUAAGGUCAUCGUAUGUUGAUGACAAAAAAAAGUUUUAAUAACUGAACCAGCAAUGUGUGUGAAUUUUGUGGGAGAUGAAAUUGUGACCCUGGAAGAUUUUCUACUAAAAGUGUACAGUAAAAGUGACUUUUUUUUUUUUCCUUUCUUUCUUUUUGGCCGCCUAAUUUUGAAUACAAGGGCUUUCACUGUAAAAAUAGACAGAUCGUAGCUCCAAUUCAACUUGUUUCCUUUAUGUCCAUGGACAUGCUUUCCAGUAUUUACACCCAGUUAGACAGUACGUACUGCACACAGACUGAACUGGACAGUGCACAGUCUAAUUACCAUUUUCCUGGUAUGGUGAUGUCACUGCAAUGUCAUUUUUUUUUCUGAAUUCUGGUUUUUAUUUAAAUUUAGCAGCAUGACGAUGUUUGGAUAUUUUGUAGAAAAAUAAAUAUAUUUAGCUUUGUGUACUCA